Molecule: messenger RNA, 237 nt
Organism: Verticillium alfalfae VaMs.102
Lineage: Eukaryota; Fungi; Ascomycota; Sordariomycetes; Glomerellales; Plectosphaerellaceae
Product: fungal specific transcription factor domain-containing protein
Exons: 2
Coding region: 1-237 (78 amino acids)
Source: RefSeq, a predicted model, not a curated record
AUGAGGACAACCAACGCUACCCUGUACUCAGGUCGCCGGCUGGACGCAAAAGCCUUUGCCGAGUUUCGUUUCCAAACUAAGCAAGGACUGAAGAGCUGGCAUAACGGCUUAGAUCCUGCGCUUAGACUCGAGACGUCUGGGCAAACGCAUCCUGUAGUUCCUGCAGUUCUGCAACUUCAGUAUGCCAUAGUCUUCCCUCAACUUCAGGCGAAGCUGUUUGGAGGCUCUGUAUGCUAA